Messenger RNA from Folsomia candida, 1966 nucleotides. It is a transcript of the gene Aldh7A1, whose product is annotated as putative aldehyde dehydrogenase family 7 member A1 homolog. The transcript is spliced from 8 exons. The record is from RefSeq and is a predicted model, not a curated record. Gene Ontology annotation, molecular function: aldehyde dehydrogenase (NAD+) activity. Lineage: Eukaryota; Metazoa; Arthropoda; Collembola; Entomobryomorpha; Isotomidae. The coding region runs from base 236 to 1864 and encodes 542 amino acids.
UGCAAUAUAUUAGUAGAAGAACUGGAAGGAAGCAAAAAGUUGUUUGACUUUAGUUUACUCAAUUUACGUGGAGAGUGAGGCUGUGCUUGUGCUCAAUCAAGGGGUCGAUUUUGGACAGCAAAUUUUCUACCGUGUGAAAUUACAAGGUGAAGGUCGUCCUGAUUCCUUCACCGUGUAACGCAGACAGCCUUACCGUAUUAUCCACACGUAUCCAAUAUAUGUAACUCACAUAGAAAUGCUCUUGUCCACUUCUGCUCGGUAUUGUCACAAGUUGUCAUCUGUCCUCCUCCGUCAUCUCCACUCCAGCAGAAACAUGUCGAGUUCUUCCCUUCUCAUUUCCAAUCCGAAAUAUUCCUUCCUCAAAAAUGACCUCGGACUUGAGGAGGUCAACCCGGGUGUUUAUGAUGGACAAUGGAAAGGUUCUGGACAAGUGAUUACAUCCAUCUGUCCGGCAAACGGUCUUCCCAUCGCCUCUGUAACGCAAGGUACCGUUUCUGACUAUAAUGCCGCCGUCUCUGCUGCUUCUAAAGCUUGGGAGGAAUGGGUCGACAUCCCGGCGCCAAAACGUGGCGAAAUUGUGAGACAAAUCGGGGAUGCUCUCCGUCUCAAGUUGGAACCACUGGGAAAACUUGUGGCGUUGGAGAUGGGGAAAAUUCUACCAGAAGGGAUCGGUGAAGUUCAGGAAUAUGUCGACAUUUGCGAUUAUGCCACCGGCUUGAGUCGCAUGUUGGAGGGGAAGUUGAUUCCCUCUGAGAGACCAGGACACGUUCUCAUGGAGGCGUGGAAUCCUCUCGGGGUUGUCGGAAUUAUCUCAGCGUUCAACUUCCCGGUGGCCGUAUUCGGAUGGAAUAAUGCGAUUGCAAUGGUCUGUGGAAACACCAUGGUUUGGAAGGGUGCUCCCACAACGUCCCUCUGCUCCGUGGCGACGACAAAGAUUGUGGCAUCCGUUCUGGAAAAGAACAACUUGCCAGGUGCGAUCUGUUCCUUGGUGUGUGGCGGGGCCGAUAUCGGUUCAGCCAUGGCAGAUGAUAAGCGAGUUCCACUCGUAUCCUUCACUGGUAGUACACAAGUCGGUGGAAAGGUGGGUGUCGCAGUUCAAUCUCGUUUCGGCAAGAGUCUCCUUGAACUCGGAGGAAACAACGCGAUCAUCGUGGCAGCCGAUGCUGACUUGGAUAUGGUUGUUCGAGCUGCGGUAUUCGCUUGUGCUGGUACAGCUGGACAGCGCUGCACCACCACGAGACGCCUCAUCCUCCAUGAGCAGGUGCAUGACGAAGUUGUGACAAGACUGGUGAAGGCGUACGAACAACUGGUUCCCAGGACUGGAGAUCCUCUCGAAACUGGGACACUCCUCGGACCGAUGCACUCCACCGUCGGGAUCGACAACUACAAGGCCACCUUAGAAGAGGUCAAGAAGUUGGGGGGCAAGAUUGCGUUUGGUGGAAAAGUAAUGCAGCGUGCUGGAAAUUACGUCGAACCAACCAUUGUGACCGGACUCCCGACAAAUUCUCCUGUCGUACUCCGCGAGACUUUUGCUCCAAUUGUGUACGCUCUAAAAGUUAAGGAUGUCGAUGAAGCAAUCAAAGCGAACAACAAUGUCGAGCAGGGUCUUUCUUCCUCCAUAUUUACACAGAAUAUCGGACAUAUUUUCCAGUGGCUGGGACCCAAAGGUUCUGACUGUGGCAUCGUAAAUGUUAACAUUCCAACGAACGGGGCUGAAAUUGGGGGAGCUUUUGGAGGUGAAAAGGCCACGGGAGGAGGACGCGAAUCAGGCUCAGAUUCUUGGAAGCAAUACAUGCGUCGCUCCACGAUAACCAUAAAUUAUACGAAGGAGCUUCCACUCGCACAAGGAAUUAAAUUUGAGUAAUAAUUAAUAAUUGCGAAUCAGAUUGUUUGAACAAAAUUAGAAAUUUCAGAAGAAAAAUUUAUUACAUUCAAGUGCACAAUAAUAAAAAUGUGGUUUUUUCAA